Microthlaspi erraticum is the source of this 1293-nucleotide messenger RNA. The record is from the annotation of a GenBank genome assembly. Lineage: Eukaryota; Viridiplantae; Streptophyta; Magnoliopsida; Brassicales; Brassicaceae.
AUGACCCCAUCAUGGCCAAAUCAAGCUCAAUGGCCCAAUACGUGGUUUAUGUCUCCACCGUGGCCAACUUAUCCUCAACCUCCGACAUCGUCGUCACCACAACCAUGUUCUGGGCUGCUCGGUCAAAAUCCACGGUCGGCAUACAUCUCCACCCACAAUCCGGUUGCCGCACAAGCUCCGUCAUCACCGACGGCGCCCAAUUCCGAGCUGAUUCCCACCACGUUGGCUCACACAUUCAAUACCGAUACGUUGGCCGUUCCAACUGAUGUGGGAUGGUACAUGGAUACAGGUGCCACCGCACACUUGAUGACGGCACAACCGGGUAAAAUCUCGACACUCACUCCUCAGGCUGAUUUACCAUUAAUUACAGUCGGAAAUGGUUCUCUUAUCCCUGCCACUGCAAUUGGGCAUGCCUCCAUCUCAUCUCCUUUACGAUCUUUACUUCUUAAGAAUGAUCUCACAACCCGAGCACCUCUCAUUCGAUGUCAUAGCAUUGGUCUUUUAUACGCUGUCACUCCUCCACGACACUUCUCAGGGACAAGAAUGGACUCUUUUUGGAUCAACGGAACUACGCUGCCGACAUUCUCCAUCGCGCCAACAUGUCUGAUUGCAAACCAUCUUAGCUGGAGCUCUUCAGUACCUAACCUUCACCAGACCAGACAUUGCGUAUACGGUUCAUCAGAUUUGCCUUUACAUGCAUGCACCGCGCGAACCUCAUUUCAAUGCAUUGAAACGCAUUCUCCGCUACACAAAGGCACGAUUACACAAGGAUUACAUAUCACACCAUCCAAGACCACAACUCUAACGGCGUACACAGAUGCUGACUGGGCAGGCUGUCCCAAUACCCGUCGCUCAACGUCGAGUUAUUGUCUCUACCUCGGUGAUAACCUCAUCUUGUGGUCUUCAAAACGACAGCACACGGUCUCACAGUCAAGUGCCGAAGCAGAAUAUCGAGGUGUCGCGAAUGCUGUUGCGGAAUUGGUUUGGGUUCGGAAUCUACUUCUCGAGAUUCACUAUCCGAUCACAACAACAACAUUGGUAUACUGUGACAAUGUGAGUGCGGUUUAUCUAUCCACUAAUCCGAUACAACAUCAACGCACCAAGCAUGUCGAGAUCGACAUUCAUUUUGUCUGCGAGAAAGUAGCUCUUGGCCAAGUCAGGAUGCUCCAUAAGCCAUCUUCACACCAAUACGCGGACAUCUUUACCAAAGGCUUACCCUCUGCUCUGUUUCAAGAUUUCAGGUCCAGUCUUCGCGUAGGAGAACCUCACGCUUUGACUGAGGGAGGGUAUUAG